ACUCUCUCCGGUGACUGUCUCUAUCUACCCACUGCGCACGUUAUAACCAUGCGCCUCCUCCUCCGCCAUUGACAACAACAGCAAUAAGAUCAAGCAAAUGAACCAGAGACCCAAAUCCAAAUCACCCCCCAGCUCUCAUCAUCAUCAACAACAACCCUACUCGAAUGUCAAAACCCUAACCCUAGCUUCCAAAAUGGCUCGCAAAUCCCUCAUCAAACCAACCCUAGCCACUGUCUUCCUACUCCUCUCUUGCUACGUCCUUUUCAUCACCUUCCUCUCCCCAACCGACCCACUCUUCGAUUCCCGAGAAAAACUUUCCAAUGACCUCAAUUUUCCCGGAAACUCACCCCCCGUCAAGGUCUACAUGUACGAUUUGCCGAGAAAGUUCACCUACGGGGUCAUCGAGAGCUACGCGAAAGCUCGGGGAGGUGGUGAUGUGAAGGAAUUGAAGUACCCGGGGAAUCAACACUCUGCGGAGUGGUACUUGUUCGAUGAUUUGAAUCGAGAGGACCGAUCUGGAUCGCCUGUGAUUAGGGUUUUGGAUCCUGAAUUGGCUGAUUUGUUCUACGUGCCUUUUUUCUCGUCGUUGAGCUUGGUGGCGAACCCGAUUCGACCCGGGAGUGUUGGUGUUGUUGGGGAUGAAGCUUCGGUUUAUAGUGAUGAGGAGAUGCAGGAGGGUUUGAUUGAGUGGUUGGAGGAGCAGGUGUAUUGGAAGAGGAAGAAUGGUUGGGACCAUGUGAUUAUUUGUCAGGAUCCUAAUGCUUUGUAUAAGGUUGUUGAUAAGGUGAAGAAUGGGGUGUUGCUUGUUUCGGAUUUCGGGCGGUUGGGGCGCGAUCAGGCGUCGUUGGUGAAAGAUGUGAUCUUGCCCUAUUCGCAUCGGAUUAGAACAUUUGAUGGGGAUGUUGGUGUCCAGUCCCGGAAAUCGCUGUUGUUCUUUAUGGGGAAUCGGUAUCGAAAAGAGGGUGGGAAAAUUCGUGACUUGCUUUUUCAAUUGCUUGAGAAAGAAAAAGAUGUCAUUAUAAAACAUGGCGCACAGUCCAGAGAGAGUCGGCGUGAGGCUUCGCAAGGGAUGCAUACAUCAAAGUUCUGUCUACAUCCUGCCGGUGAUACUCCGUCGGCCUGUCGUCUCUUUGAUGCUAUCGUUAGCUUGUGUGUUCCAGUUAUAAUCAGCGACUAUAUUGAGUUGCCUUUUGAGGACGUCAUAGAUUAUAGAAAAAUCGCAGUUUUUGUGGACUCGACCUCAGCUGUAAAGCCGGGGUACUUAAUUAAAUUGCUUAGGAGAGUAAGCACGGAGAGAAUUCUGGAAUUCCAGCUGGAGCUGAAAAAGGUUAAGCGAUACUUCGAGUAUGAGGAUCCUAAUGGAACAGUGAACGAAAUCUGGCGUCAAGUGUCUCUAAAACUACCACUUGUCAAACUGAUGAUCAACCGCGACAAACGUCUAGUGAAGAGGGGCUUGCCCGAACCAGACUGCUCUUGUCUCUGUUCAAACCAGUCAAGGAUCCAUAACACAUUAUGACACUGUCUUUAUGGAGAUUUCAUGGUGUUUUUUUUUAAUACGUCAUCUGCAGAAAGGGUUGAUCGGGGCAGCAUAUAUUGUUUAUGAUGAAGCUGGAGAUAUUCAAUCCAGCCCUGCAAUCUACAUUUUUUCAUUCAUUAACUGGAGACCAUUGGGGGUGGUAUUGCAAUCCAUGAUAGAAUAAGGACCUGUUUUAUAAAACAAGGUGGUUGUCGAUAUAGAGUUCCCUUAGCUUUUACCAAAAUGUAUUUUUAGUACUCGGUGGAACUGAUAGGCCAGUUUCUUGUAACCAUAGGGCAGUGUAAGAGAUCUGAGCUAUUUGUUUAAUUUUGUUUCGGAUAAAAUCAUUCUCUCUUUCUCCUUUAAGAUAUCAUCAGGCUUGUCAAGGGUUGUUUUA
This is a messenger RNA of Camellia sinensis, 1913 nucleotides long. RefSeq names its product putative arabinosyltransferase ARAD1. Lineage: Eukaryota; Viridiplantae; Streptophyta; Magnoliopsida; Ericales; Theaceae. Gene Ontology annotation, molecular function: glycosyltransferase activity. The record is from RefSeq and is a predicted model, not a curated record.